Molecule: messenger RNA, 1594 nt
Organism: Chaetomium fimeti
Lineage: Eukaryota; Fungi; Ascomycota; Sordariomycetes; Sordariales; Chaetomiaceae
Exons: 2
Coding region: 221-1594 (457 amino acids)
Source: RefSeq, a predicted model, not a curated record
GGUUUCUCAUGUCGGUAUACAUAUCCCACCCACGCCCACGUCCUCCAUCGAAAGGGCCCGGCAAUUGUAUUGCUACUAUUGCCCGUUUCCGUCCGUUCUCCGCUUUAUAAACUUCUCUUCCCAGAUCUGCAAUAUUGACGGCCGAGUUGGGCCCGCAGUUUGCUUUUACCCAUCGAAUCCAACGAGCAAGUCUCGAUAUUCUCCGAGCAGCAACUACACAAUGACAUACCGACCGCACAUCCCCGUCCUCCCCAUCCCCGCCCCCUUCUCACCCGCCACACCACCACCACCACCACCACCACCACCACCACAAUCAUUAUCGUCAUCACCAACAUCAACAUCAACCCCACCAACAACAUCACCAGCAACCCUAACAACCCUCCCCCGUUCCCCAACCACCCCCACCACUCCCAUCACCGCUACCCCAGUCACCUCACCAACUGCCAGAGAGGGGCCAGAGCGCACGGAGACGCGCACCCUCCUCACCUUCCCCACGCACGCCCUGCCCUCCCCGCGCGUCGUGCCCCAGCAUGUCCUGCGCGCGUUUGCCGUUCGCUACCCUUCUAACAACGGCGGCGGUGGUGGUGGUGGUGCCCCGCCGGUUCAAUCUCAGAUUAAUCGCUGGCUGUGCUGUCGGUGUGCGGGGGAGGGGUAUUGGGAUCCCGUGGGGAUGGUGCAUUGCUCGGGGUCGGGGUCUGGGUCUGCGAGGGGGAUAGGGACAAGCCCGGGUAUGGCUCGCAGUCAUGGGGGAGGUUUGGGGGGUGGGGACGCGGAUGAUGGGGCCGAGGACUAUGACGCCUGCUGGCGGGAGAGCUGUCGGCAUUGCAAGUGCGUGAAUUGCGCGCUGUAUGCGGGGCCCCUCGGCCGUGAUCCCAGGGCUAAGCUGCUCAUCAGGACAGUCGGGGGGUUGUAUGCGUCGCCGCGGUUCGUGGACCCGGUGUACUGGGAGUGUGCUGGAUGUGGGGAGUGGAUGCGCAACCGGUUCGACUCGCGCUGCGUGCUUGGUUUGACGGGGUGUCGGAAUGAGGGGUGCGUGUUCACGCGGUGGGCGGGAAGGACACAACUUGGGCUUGGGGCAGGUGAGGGGGGAGGGGGGGAUAGUGCGCCCGGCGCUGGUUUGCUGAUGGCCGCGAGCGUGGUGAUGAAUCGGUAUGGACAGAGACUGGGCACGGCGGAUCAGAGGGUGGCUGUGGCGGACGGGCCGUGGGACUGGCAGCGGAGAGCGUUGGGGGAUGCGCGCUGUGCGAUUGUUUCCGGGUUGAGAGCGGCGAUGAAGAGAACGGGGGAAGAGAUGCAGUUAAACAGUGAUGUUGAUGGUAGUCGUAUCGGAAGACUGUGGAUCGACGGAGAACCGGUACCGCACUAUCCGUACCGGAGGCCGCCGCCGCUGGACGAGAACGAUGUGAGGGAGAACAACGAGUACGAGGGCUUAUAUCUGGCCGGGAUGCCGGGGGAGCCUUCGGGUAAAGGGAGGGAUACUGAGCGCCAAACCACUGCUUCCCGUGGUCCACGAUUCUGUUCAGCCCCGACCAGUCCGGGUGUUGUAAGGUCGGUUGCAGCAAACUCGUCGUCUGCGGCCUUUUUCCCGGGAUGA